This is a messenger RNA of Tachysurus vachellii, 713 nucleotides long. It is a transcript of the gene borcs7, whose product is annotated as BLOC-1 related complex subunit 7. The transcript has 5 exons. The record is from RefSeq and is a predicted model, not a curated record. Gene Ontology annotation, cellular component: BORC complex. Bases 46 to 357 code for a protein of 103 amino acids. Lineage: Eukaryota; Metazoa; Chordata; Actinopteri; Siluriformes; Bagridae.
UUUUUUUACAGUUUUGUCCCUCGAGUUGCUCCGUAGUUUUCAUCCAUGGCUUCCUCAGAGCCGCAGCCUCGCUUCGGUCAGUCUGUUAAAGGUUUAUUAUCCGAUAAAGUCGGUUCUUGUAGUGGAGAUGUGAUUGCUCUUACACGCCAAGUAUUAAAGGGAUCUCGCAGCCAAGAGCUUCUCGGUCAGGCAGCAAGAAAUAUGGUUAUCCAAGAAGAUGCCAUUCUGCACUCCGAGGAUAGUCUAAGGAAAAUGUCCAUAAUAACUACUCAUUUGCAAUAUCAGCAAGAAGCCAUCCAAAAGAACGUGGAGCACUCCAGAAACCUUCAAGACCAGCUUAGACACUUAUUUAAAUAAUGCACCGACAAGCUUUGCUGUUGACAUGUUCAACUUGGACUUUGGUUUGUUGACACCUUGUGCAUGGUGUUUGAGCUUCAGAGACACACGUGUGCUUUGAUUGCCUUCUCACUAUCCCUCAUGACCUUGAUGUAACAUCUCUUGUGUAGGAUAGAUUUGUCUCUUUUUUGUUGUUGUUGUUUAAUUUCCAAAGCAACAUUCUGUUGAUUUUUUUUUUUGUUUUGUAAUAAUCUUGGUAAAUUUAUUAUUAAAUGAGCUUGCUUUUGAAAAACUGUAUAACCAGUGUCCACAGACUUACAUGUUAAUUUAUUGUCUAUUUGUGUUAAUGAAUAAAUGUCUUUGUAUAAACAUUGUUA